Cuscuta campestris is the source of this 577-nucleotide messenger RNA. NCBI's taxonomy places the organism in Eukaryota, Viridiplantae, Streptophyta, Magnoliopsida, Solanales, Convolvulaceae. The record is from the annotation of a GenBank genome assembly.
AUGCAGAAGCCUUUUUAAAGUCAAACAACUGGGGAUCUUGGCGGAGGACGACAGACGAUUGGCGGCGUUGCAACUCGACGGCGAGGACGACAGACGCGGGUAGUGGAGGCGAUGUCCAGCAUUCGGCAUGGCGGCGCUGCAACUCGACGGCGAGGAAAGACGCCGGUAGUGGAGGCGACGAGCGCAGCUCGAAGAUUGGGAACCGUGGUCGGCGGCGCUGAUCCUGGCGGUGAGCGGCGGACUUCUGGCGAAGGAGAAGCAUCGGCGACUGGCUGGGGAAGGACGACCUGCGACCGGCGACUGGUUCAGGCGGCGAUCGAAAUGAUGAAGAUGAAGGUGACGAUGAAGGUGUGCGGUUCUCAAAUCCGAACGGAAGAAGCAUUUCGGGGCGUUACAGUUUCGUUGUUGGAGGUGACCUUCCCAGAGGAUGCAGAGUCGGCCAUGGUUGCCGGAGUAGAGGAGAAAACGGCAGUGGAGAAGAGGGGGAGGUUGGCCGAAAAUCAAGAGAAGGAGGAGGAGAGGGAAGCCCUGAGAAUUAGGGCUCCGAUAGCAUGAAGAAUGAAUAUUUUCUAUUAAG